ACACCAAUCCCUUACCAUCUCCACCCCAUCUCAGUAACUCUAACACAAAUGUCAUAUAAUGGAAUCGGUUUGCAGACCGCUAAAGGUUCUGCGACCAACGGCCAUGUCCAGCGAAACAUUAGCUCUAUCAAAGCCAGCCACAAAGAAGAUGCCUCCCAGGGCCACUACUCCAAGAGACGGAUCCACGAGGCAGCCUCAGGCGCCAGGUCCAGAAAUGUGACGCAGAGUUCUGUUAACUAUUCUUUGAGUACUGAAAUCCUAGACCACGAGAAGAAGCGGGAGAUAGAAGUGAAGUGUGCGGAGCUUCGAGACCGCUUGGAAGAUGACGACGGUAACGAGGAUGAAUACAUUGACUCCCAGGUGAGCGCUCUAAGACAGAAGUUGACAGCGAAGCUAGAAGAGCGAAAGGCGAAUGUAGCCAGGAAGCAAAGUCUCUCUCACAGCAAAGCCCACCAUUCAGCUGAGGCCCAAGAGGCGGAAAAUGCCAGGCUUCGCAAGGUCUUCCAGAUGGCGGAUGAGCCCCUGAGGCCUAAUCCGUAUGAGAAGUAUAACUACAGAUCUAGAGAUGAAAGGACAGAAGGGCAGAGGCUCGGGAAUGAGAGACAGUCAAGUCCACGGAGAGGGUCCAGAGAAGAAUAUUGGGAGAAAGACUUAAGGGAAAGAAGCCCACAGAGAGAACAAAGGUCCGGAAGUCCAUUGAAAGAUUCGACUUCCAAAAGUCCUAUUAGGGAGUGAUCUACAGGAAUACACUAAAAAAACAUAUGAAUUCAAACAGAGAAACUCUAGAUUAAGACCCUUCAAGCUCGUAAGGAACAAUCUAUAGGAAUGGCGCCAGACUGACGAUAGAUUUCUUACAUUGAAGCCUUAACAGGUGAUCUUUGUCACUGGCGUUUUAUUUUUGCUGAAAGUGCCACAUGGGGAUAUGUAGCAAACCACUUUGCAACCCCAUGGAUACACCAAACUUCAUCAGUCCAAGCAACCGUGGGUUUAAUAGCCCUGAGCUAAUAUAUAUACUGGCCCUCAC
Messenger RNA from Babjeviella inositovora NRRL Y-12698, 1024 nucleotides. RefSeq names its product U2-type spliceosomal complex subunit. Lineage: Eukaryota; Fungi; Ascomycota; Pichiomycetes; Serinales. The transcript has a single exon. The record is from RefSeq and is a predicted model, not a curated record. The coding region runs from base 49 to 735 and encodes 228 amino acids.